GGAAGCGGGGCCUAAAUUGCGGAGACGUCGGAAGGGGAAGAGCGGCGGCGGCGGGUCGGUCUAGCCUGAUCUUCAGCGGGGAGCACAAUGGGGCGAGGAGGUGGCACCUUCGAGCGCCUUUUAGAUAAGGCUACAAGUCAGCUUCUGCUGGAGACAGACUGGGAAUCUAUUCUACAGAUCUGUGAUAUGAUCCGUCAGGGAGAUACCCAGGCUAAGUAUGCUGUGGGUGCAAUUAAGAAAAAAGUCAAUGACAAGAAUCCUCAUGUGGCGCUCUAUGCACUAGAGGUUUUGGAAUCUGUAGUAAAGAAUUGUGGUCAGACAGUCCAUGAUGAGGUGGCUAACAAGCAGACCAUGGAGGAAUUGAAGGAAUUGUUCAAGAGACAAGUUGAAGCAAAUGUUCGCAACAAGAUCCUGUACCUGGUCCAAGCAUGGGCCCAUGCCUUCCGCAAUGAGCCCAAAUACAAGGUGGUCCAAGAUACCUACCAGAUCAUGAAGGUAGAAGGUCAUGUUUUUCCAGAAUUCAAAGAAAGUGAUGCGAUGUUCGCCGCAGAAAGGGCUCCUGAUUGGGUGGAUGCAGAAGAAUGCCACCGGUGCCGUGUUCAAUUUGGGGUGAUGACUCGCAAGCAUCAUUGUCGGGCCUGUGGGCAGAUCUUUUGUGGAAAAUGCUCAUCCAAAUAUUCCACCAUCCCCAAGUUUGGCAUAGAGAAGGAAGUACGAGUAUGUGAGCCUUGCUAUGAACAUCUCAACAAGAAGGGAGAAGGAAAAGGAUCUACUAGCACAGAACUUCCUCCGGAAUACCUGACCAGCCCUCUUUCACAACAGUCCCAGCUGCCCCCAAAGCGUGAUGAAACUGCCCUGCAGGAGGAGGAAGAGCUACAGCUGGCAAUUGCACUUUCCCAGUCUGAAGCAGAGGAAAAGGAAAGGAUGAGGCAGAAAAGCACAUACUCUACCUACCCCAAGGCUGAACCCACACCAAUCACCUCUUCAGCACCUCCAGGCGGUACCCUCUAUUCCUCUCCUGUGAAUUCCUCUGCACCUCUAGCUGAGGACAUUGAUCCUGAGUUGGCUCGAUACCUGAAUCGCAACUUUUGGGAAAAGAAGCAGGAGGAAGUGCGCAAGAGCCCCACCCCUUCAGCCCCACUGUCUAUGGGGGAGCCAGCAACCCAAGCUACUGAAGUCCCACCUGCCCCACUUACUGUUGUGGAGCAGCAAUAUCAGAACGGUGAGACAGAUGAGAGCCAUGAGCAGUUUCUGAAAGCUCUGCAGAAUGCGGUCACCACCUUUGUCAACCGUAUGAAGAGCAACCACCUGCGAGGGCGGAGCAUUACCAAUGAUUCGGCAGUUCUUUCUGUCUUCCAGUCCAUCAACAGCAUGCACCCCCAGCUCUUGGAGCUACUGAACCAAUUGGAUGAGCGUCGCUUAUAUUAUGAGGGACUUCAAGAUAAACUUGCCCAGAUCCGGGAUGCACGUGGAGCCUUAAAUGCCCUGAGAGAAGAGCACAGAGAAAAGCUGCGCCGAGCUGCAGAGGAGGCAGAGCGUCAACGUCAGAUCCAGCUAGCUCAAAAACUGGAGAUCAUGCGGCAGAAGAAGCAGGAAUAUUUGGAGAUGCAACGGCAGUUAGCCAUCCAGCGCCUUCAAGAGCAGGAAAAGGAACGCCAGUUACGGUUGGAGCAACAGAAGCAAACAAUCCAGAUGAGGGCACAAAUGCCUGCUUUCUCCUUGCCGUAUGCGCAGCUACAGGCCAUGCCUCCUGCCAGCGGAGUGAUCUACCAACCAUCAGGACCCACAAGCUUCCCAGGCACCUUCAGCCCAGCCAGCUCUGUGGAGGGCUCACCCAUGCACACUGUCUACAUGAGCCAGUCCACCCAGGGCAGUACAGGACCCUACACUGCGAUGCCUGUGGCAGGAGCAGACCCCGGCAUGGUGAGCACCUACAUGUACACCACAGGCAAUAAUAAUGCACAACCAGCUCCACAGGGACAGGCAGCGCCCACGACAAAUCCUGCUUAUUCUUCCUAUCAGCCCACACCUACGCAGGGCUACCAGAAUGCAGCUGCCCCUUCCCAAACGCAGACAAUGCCUGCCAUGACACAAGCGGCUCCCCAGUCUGGGGGUACUAUGGGUUACAUGGGCAGUCAGUCAGUGUCAAUGGGAUACCAGCCCUACAAUAUGCAGAACCUUAUGCCAACUCUCCCUGGCCAGGAAUCUGGUCUGAGUAGCCUGCCACCCCAGCAGCCUUACCUGUCAGGACAACAGCCUAUGUAUCAACAGAUGGCACCCUCCGGAGGGCCUCCACAACAACAGCCUCCUCCCCAGCAGACACCUCCCCAUGUGCAGCAAGUGCAAGGGGGAAGUGGAGAGGCUCAGCUUAUUUCUUUUGACUAAUCUUUUGGGUUACAAGGCAAGGGAGGGAUGGGUUUCUAAAACAUUGUAAAGCUAUAUCAUUUCUUGGUCACUGCUGUACUUGCUACACCAUUGCUGUUCCUUUGUGCUGUUCCUACAAUGGGGAGAGAGGAGAGGAGAGUUGAGCCCUUGGUGUUGGGUAAUUUCCCACUGUCUGCAUUUUUCCAUCCCACCUGUCUAAAAUGCUGCUAGGAUCAAGAAUCUGUAACACCCUAUAUGCUGCUACUCAGCUGUGGAGAGAUAGUGGCCCACAGCCCAACUCACCUAGCUUUUCAUUACUUGGAUAGCAGAGCUUAGUUCUCAAGCAGUCACUGGUAUGUAGAUCAUUCAAGAAACUGUUCUCUUGUGGGGAAAAUAGCAUUUAAGCAUGCUCAAGUCAGAAUUUAUGAGAUCCAGUGUAUGGCAUCGCCCUGAGCCCGUAUUCUCUCUCUGUCUCAGUGGUCACAUCUAGCCAAACAAGUGACCUUCACUUUCCCCAGCACAUUCUACUUCUUUCCUCACUAAUUUUUGAUAUUUCUCCACCACUUCCUUCCAUGUCCUCUGAGAAAACCCCCAUCUUGAACACAGCCUAUCCCAGUCAGUAUGUUUUUUUAGUCUUCACCCCAUCCAACAUAUCCAUUACAACUUAGAAGAUUUGUGUCUCAUACUUAGUGGCUGGUGUAGACAGAAUGGAAUCAGUGACAAUAAAAAUAAGUAUUUAAAACUUUCCAGUCUCUGCUUCUGUGACAGCCCUGUGCUGGUGUUUUAGUCUUUGCAUAAAUGUGCGUUCUACCAAAUAUGUCACUGGGUUGUGAUUUUUGAGGUUGCUCCCACAAGAUAUGCUAUGUUCCAGGACUCAGGGAAUUUUCACAUAUUUACCAACUGAAGAAUUUGUAGAACUAUCUAGCUUUAUAUUCAAAAGUUUUGUAUCCAAACACAAGGGCCAGGGAGGUGCAGAGUCCUGCACAAAUCCUUCCACUGGCCCACCAGGCCAAUUGGAACCAGCAGUUUUCUGACCUUCAGAGGCUUCUUUUCAUCUCCAGUUGGAGAAACAUGACUUUCAUGCUCUUAACAUCUUGGACGAUCUUCAGCCUGCAUCAGCAAUAGUUCAUCUAGGAAAGGGAGCGUUGUUUUGAGAACAUGUCUUCAACAAUACUAAGCAGACUUGAGUCCUUGAUGAGUUCAUAAAAUUGGAUUCCCUAUGUUUGGUUUUCUAUUCCAUGAUAUUCCAGGAAGUUCAGCAUCUAACCAUUGACUUUGGUAUAUUUCUGUUGAAAAGCUGCAUUGAUCUCUAAAGUAAUAACAAUAAAAGCCUUGGCAGUUAGGCCUUAACCUAACUGCACACGCUUUUGUGACUGCAUUAUGGUCUGCCUAUCUGUUUCAUGCAUCUUAUGAUCUAAACAUAGGUUGUCCUGAAAAGAAUAAUUCCUCAAUCAAUUUUUGAUGGGAGCUAUAUAAAACACACUUAGAAAGGUUUUUUUUUUUCCAAUUCAGUGAUAUUUAGUACUUCUGUGACAGGACUUGUAUUUUGAAUGCUACCAUUACUAUGAGAAAGUCAAAAAAAU
Molecule: messenger RNA, 3947 nt
Organism: Notechis scutatus (mainland tiger snake)
Lineage: Eukaryota; Metazoa; Chordata; Lepidosauria; Squamata; Elapidae
Gene: HGS
Product: hepatocyte growth factor-regulated tyrosine kinase substrate
Biological process (GO): endocytic recycling; receptor internalization
Cellular component (GO): early endosome
Molecular function (GO): metal ion binding; ubiquitin binding; phosphatidylinositol binding
Source: RefSeq, a predicted model, not a curated record